This is a messenger RNA of Glarea lozoyensis ATCC 20868, 426 nucleotides long. RefSeq lists its product as uncharacterized. NCBI's taxonomy places the organism in Eukaryota, Fungi, Ascomycota, Leotiomycetes, Helotiales, Helotiaceae. The transcript has a single exon. The coding region runs from base 1 to 426 and encodes 141 amino acids. The record is from RefSeq and is a predicted model, not a curated record.
AUGAGCAAGCCAGAACGCCAUGUUGACGCCUCGGAAGCGAAAAAAGCUGCAAGUUUGUUUUUGGGACGGGGUUUUCAUGGUUGUCCAGCUUCAGUGAACUUCUAUUUUACCAGCUGGGGAACGAUUCUCAAGCUGCCGAGGACUUCAAAGCCAAUAUCAGAUAAUAGACCGUUUACUCAUAAGAGUACUCAGGUGUUUUUUGAAGAUACUGAAAGCGGACGGACGGUACCAAGCUUCAGCUGCCACGAGGACUUGAUCUCAUCAUUUCGCCAACCCAUGGGCCCAUGGUUGGGGUUUGCUUCAGCAGCUGCACAGGCCGUGACGCCCCUGAAAGUUCCAUUUGGUAAGGAAGAUCUUGAUCCAGAUCGAGAAGGACCAUGUUUCCCACAACCACCUUGUUCGUCAACGAGGCUCUGCACGGAUUGA